AUGCAGGAGGAGCCCUUUGUCUGGACAAAGCACUGGUAUCCUCUUGCAGUCGUUGAGGAUCUGAAUCCACAAAAGCCGUUCGCCACCAAGCUGCUUGGGAAGGACCUCGUCAUCUGGCAGGAUGCCGACAAGCAGUGGCGCUGCUUUGAGGACAUCUGUCCCCACAGGCUGGCGCCGCUAUCUCAGGGCCGCAUAGAGCCGAGCGAUGGCAGCCUGCAGUGCUCGUACCACGGCUGGCGCUUUGGCGGCUCUGGCGCUGCAAUUGCCAUCCCUCAGGCCGCGCAUGACAGCCCCCAGUCUGAGCGCACCUCCCUCGCCUCAAAACGCUCCUGUGUCGCCACGUACCCUGUCCAGGUGCAGCUGGGCCUGGUGUGGGUGUGGCCAGAGUCCGGCCCCCACGCCUUCAUUGAAAGCUCUGCAGAGCAGCCUGCCCUGAACCAGCGGGUCAAAGAAGUGGCACCAGAGGACGUGGCGCUGACGACAAACCAGAAUUUUGUGAGGGACUUCCCUGUGGCCUAUGACAUCCUUUUUGAGAACAUCAGCGACCAGGCGAGGCAUUGCCACUAUACCUUGACUUCUUUUGCAUCAAUGUUCCUGCUCUGGACUGUCCUAUCGCACCUGGCAAGCCAGUGGGCCAAUCACUUUGAGGUGACAAAUUUGAACAAAGACAAGGGCCCGGGGGACGCAUAUACAUAUGACCUGGAGUGGUCUCCCGACGCCAUAAAGCCCCCCAUCAACCAGAAAGUCAAGGGUGUACCUCCGGCUUACAUCGAGUACUUCACGCCAAAGGAGGAUGGUAAAUUCACGGCGCUGUGGUUCUAUGUCAUACCCCUUGACGAGCACUCCACGCGUGUCAUCAACCAUGCCGUCGUCGUGCAGCCGCUACCCAAGCUUGUCAAGGUUCUGGCGGCGGCUCGUCCGCGCUGGAUAGACCACCUGCUACUGAACGAGAUAUUCGACGGCGACAUGGCGUACCUGGCGCAGGCGUCUGCCAACUCCAAGCGCCGCGACGGCUUUGGCAACUCCUGGGCCCAGGACUACUACCUGCCCGCCCGCGCCGACGGGAGCGUGCUGGGGUGGCGCAAGUGGUACCACAAGCAGGGAGGCGGCGGCUUCUGGGAAGCUUCUGGGCGCGAGGCCACUCCUGCACCGGUGCUGACGCGCGAGCAGCUGCUGGACCGCUACCACCAGCACACCCAGAACUGCCCAGCCUGCUCCAAGGCGCUGCAGCAGCUGCGCACAGGGCGGAAGCAGCUGCUGGGCCUGGCAGCUGCCCUGCUGCUGGCGGCAGCUGCCCAGCUGGGCAGGGGGGCACCGCCCAUCUCGGUGGCGGCUGCGGCGCCGGUUCUGGGCGCGCUUGCCUCUGUGUGGCUGUCGGAGAAGUUUGCCGGAUGGCAGGCUAAGUUUGUGUACAGCGACUACGAUCACACUGCGCGCGACUGAGGCCCCACAUCAUGCAGUUAACAGGUGUACACUGGGUGAAAGAGAGAUGAUUGGAGCCGAAGGGGUCUAGCAAAUUCGAGAGGACAGCUGAUUAUGAACGAGAACGCAGAUCCAUUGUAAGUGUUGAGAUUGGCAGCUACCAGCUGAGGUCAGCAAUUGGGCUCAUUUACAGGAUACUACCAUGUACUGCGGAAUAGUCAAAGAGCCGGCAAGAGAGAGUUUUUUGUGUGGACUGAUGUUUCUGAUGAACUGUUGGAGGAAUGCCUUCCUGAUGUGAGCAUGGAAGGAGUUGAUGCUGUGUACCAUACUGUAUGAUAUCGUUGUGCUGAUGAGAAACGAGGAGUUGGGUGCACAAAGUUGCCUCGCUGUGCCCCUUUUAUGUCUUUGUGCUGGUAAUUACCAUUUGCUUUGUGGAAUAAUUGAGUGAGUGAACCAUCAAAUUUAAGAUUCGAAAUGGCCAUUU
Messenger RNA from Coccomyxa subellipsoidea C-169, 1906 nucleotides. RefSeq names its product Rieske-domain-containing protein. The transcript has 10 exons. The record is from RefSeq and is a predicted model, not a curated record. Lineage: Eukaryota; Viridiplantae; Chlorophyta; Trebouxiophyceae; Coccomyxaceae. The coding region runs from base 1 to 1443 and encodes 480 amino acids. Gene Ontology annotation, molecular function: chlorophyllide a oxygenase activity; 2 iron, 2 sulfur cluster binding.